AUGUGUGAUCUGUUAAGAUUAUUAAUUGGUACGCUAAUGGUGCAGACAGAACCGAUUGAGGAAGAGAAGCCAAAAUGUGGUUGUAAAGGGAUUCGCUUUUGUGCAGUAUGUAAAGAUACGCUGAGAGUGACAAAUUUGACGCAAAGUAGAGAAUAUCCGUAUGCAAAAUAUAAGAAAUAUGUUUAUUCUACGCGUUACCAUAUGGGAAUACACGAUAGUUCACUAUCUGACCGUCCAACAUUAGCUGAUAUACAUGAUUCGGCUAACAGAAUAAACAAAGAUGAAAACAAAUCUGAGGAUUAUUUGAUUGUUACUGGUUUGAAUGUUGUUAUCAAUUUUCUUACCGAAACUGAGGAGAUGAACCUCGUUGAGGUAAUUGAUAAGACCGAUUGGGCGCUUUCACAAUCUGGACGUCGAAAACAGGAUUACGGUCCACGUGUCAACUUCAAACAUAAGAAAAUAAAAAUGGAUCGUUUUGUUGGGAUGCCGAGUUACAUAGAUUUAAUACUAAAUAGAAUGAAUUCUAUUUCCUCUGAUUUAUUUGGUUCCUAUCAGCCAUUUGAAUUAUGUAAUUUGGAAUAUAGGGACGAUAGAUGGUCAACCAUUGAAAUGCAUUACGAUGAUACAUGGAUUUGGGGGGAACGCCUGAUUUGCGUUAAUCUCUUGAAUAAAUCGGUAUUGACAUAUUCAAAUGACGAGAAACAAUUUAUUAUCUAUGUUCCAUUAUCGAGAAGGACAAUGGUAUGUAUGUCUGAUGAGAUUCGUUAUUCAUGGAAGCAUGCCGUCUUUCCAGAGCAUAUUCAUGGUCGAAGAAUAGCCUUAACUAUGAGAGAACCAAGUGCAGCUUUUAAGGAAGGUGGUGAACUAUAUGAAAAAUUCGGUCGAGAACUCAUGCGUUUGGGAAAUGUUCGAAUAUGA
This is a messenger RNA of Acanthocheilonema viteae, 918 nucleotides long. The record is from the annotation of a GenBank genome assembly. NCBI's taxonomy places the organism in Eukaryota, Metazoa, Nematoda, Chromadorea, Rhabditida, Onchocercidae.